This is a messenger RNA of Thamnophis sirtalis, 1699 nucleotides long. NCBI's taxonomy places the organism in Eukaryota, Metazoa, Chordata, Lepidosauria, Squamata, Natricidae. The record is from RefSeq and is a predicted model, not a curated record.
AUGGUCAAAGUGCAGUACCCCUACGUUACAGUUUACACCCUCACUGUGCUAAUCGGCUUUCCCACCAACCUGUUGGCUCUGUAUGCUUUCAUCCAGAAGAUCAGAGUCAAGACCACGCCCAACUGCAUCCUCCUCCUCAACCUGACCAUUUCCGAUCUAUGCUUCCUGAUUUUCCUCCUCUUCAAGAUGGCGGAGCAGAUCGCAGGCCGCUGGGCCCUCCCUUUUUACCUGUGCCCCUUUAGUGGCCUUGUCUACUACAGCACCAUUUACACCAGCACACUCUUCCUCACCGCGGUAAGCGUGGAGCGCUACUUGGCUGUAGCUUACCCCAUCCAUUACAAGCUGAAGCGUCAUGCAGUCUACGCCCUCAUUGCCAGCCUGAGUAUUUGGAUCUGCUCUUUUGGCCACUGCAGCAUUGUGUAUAUCACCGAGUACAACCGGGAUAACUAUUCCCAUGACAGCAACGUCUGUUAUGACAAUUUCACAGAGAAGCAACUCCAGGUCCUGCUCCCUGUUCGCCUGGAGCUCAGCAUUGCACUUUUUCUGGUGCCGUUCCUGAUCACCUGCUUCUGCUAUUUUGGCUUUAUAAGAAUAGUGGUCUCUUCACCACACAUUUGCAGGAGCAAAAAGCAGCGAGCCGUGGCGUUGGUGGCAGCCACUUUCGCUGUCUUCAUCAUCUGUUUUACACCCUACAACAUCUCCCAUGUGGUGGGUUUUAUUCAGGGGAAAAGUCCCGAGUGGAGGAUCGAAGUCUUGCUUCUCAGCACUUUCAAUGCCUGCUUGGAUCCCAUCAUCUUUUAUUUUUCUUCUUCCGCCGUGAAGCGUUCAUGCUGUAGCUUCUGGACCAGAAUAAAACACAUUUGCAUUUGGCCUCCUUUGCUCCAUAAGCUCUUCAACAGAGGGACUGAGAUAGUGGGCCCUCAGGAUCAGAUGUCCUCUACACGGCUAUGACCUCCGGUUUCUUGGGGAAUUCUUAAGUCCUUCUUUGUAGGCCAAGCCAAAAAAUAAUUGCACUGGGAAUUACUGAGUUCUCCAGCCAGGCCUCCGGACUUGAAGCUUUCACAUAGUGAAUGUUGUUCACUGUAAUUUCGGCAGCUUUGAGUUGAAGAAUCUUAGACGGACUUCUCAUCUUUUCGUUCUUGAAACUUAGAAAUAGUCUUGCACAACUGCUGCCCCCACAGACUGAGAAAGGGUCUCAUUAAAGCCAAAAAAGAAAAUGGGGAAAUAGGUUGAGGACUUCAAAUGUACAUGCUCAGGUACUCCAAUGGUGAAAUGCAUUUUGGAGUUGUUCCAGUCUAUCAUUUGAGUUCUUAAUGGCACCCAAGAGAUUUUCCUUGCCUUCUUUCCAUCUUCAUCUAACUGGAGAUACACAUAAUUUGCAAAAGAGCUUUUAUUUCAGCUAUUGUUGUGAAUAUAUUUUGAAUAGCUGAAGAGCGUAUAUCAUGGCAGUAGCCAGUGAAAUGGGAAUCCUGGGAAAUGUAGAACCUGAGGCCUGGAUGUGACUACACAAGACAAUACCAUCAUCUGGGAACUAGGGCAGGUCCUUAUAUGAGAUGUCCUAUGAGGGACACAGUGGCUCAGUGGCUAAGACGCUAAGCUUGUCAAUCAGAAAGGACGGCAGUUUGGCGGUUCGAAUCCCUAGCGCCCACCCAAGAGAAUGAGCUCCCCUUAUUUGUCCCAGCUUCUGCCAACCUAGCAG